AUGUGUGAGACUUUCAACUCAGUUAUAAGAGAUGCAAGAGAUAAACCUAUCCUCACCCAAAUGGAAUGGAUGAGGAGGUACAUGAUGAGGAGGAACAAUGAGAAGUGGGAGGACUCCAAGGAACUGACAAGCAACCUCACUCCAUAUGUGCAUAAGCUGUUUCAGAGGAUGAGCUAUGUGUCUAGGCUUUGCAUUGUGCAAGCUGCCAGGGAUGACACUUUUGAAGUGCAACUGAAUGAUGACCAAGUUCUAGUUGACUUGGAAAAAGCAACUUGUUCCUGCAAUCAUUGGCAGUUGACAGGCAUCCCAUGUGUUCAUGCCUUUCCAUGCAUUAUGGACCAAAGGAGUGAUGCUGAGCAAUAUGUGCACCCCUUUUACAGUAUGGAGACCUACAGAGCUGCAUAUGAGCCUACAAUUCAACCAAUGCCAGGCCCAAAGCACUGGGAGAGAGUGAACAUGAGAGAGCCUCGGCCACCAGCCUUUAAUGUGCAGCCUGGAAGACCAAAAUCCAAGAAAAUAAAGCUUGAGCCUGGUGAGGGAACAUCUGCAGCAGGGGGGCAGCAGAGAGCACAGAGAAGGAAGAGUCAGUGCAAGAGCUGUGGUGGAUUUCGCCACUAUGCCAAGACUUGCAAGCGCCCAACUGUACCUGAACCCACGGAUGACAGAACUGCAGGAAGGCCCCCUUUGAACUUACCAUGGGUUGUUGAACAGAGGAAGAAGAGUGAGAUCAGAGCUGCUAAGAAGAGUGCAGUAGGGGCUGGUCCAAACAUCAUUGGGAACAAGACCUUUCCUCAAGAGCAACCAGGAUGUGAACCACUAAGUAAGAGGAAAGGUUCACAAAGUCAACAAGGCCAGCCACAAUCCAAGCAAAAUAUGACCCCCUCUUCCAGUCAACCAGAUCCCAGAAACACAGACAAAGUUCAACUCAGUGGUGUGCAAACAAGGAGAGCCAAGCUGCAGACUUUAAAAAAUGAAAAUUUGACUCAGUGA
Messenger RNA from Chenopodium quinoa (quinoa), 990 nucleotides. RefSeq lists its product as uncharacterized. Lineage: Eukaryota; Viridiplantae; Streptophyta; Magnoliopsida; Caryophyllales; Amaranthaceae. The record is from RefSeq and is a predicted model, not a curated record. The coding region runs from base 1 to 990 and encodes 329 amino acids. Gene Ontology annotation, molecular function: zinc ion binding. The transcript has 2 exons.